Molecule: messenger RNA, 9466 nt
Organism: Pomacea canaliculata
Lineage: Eukaryota; Metazoa; Mollusca; Gastropoda; Architaenioglossa; Ampullariidae
Product: nitric oxide synthase, brain-like
Exons: 28
Coding region: 1843-6399 (1518 amino acids)
Biological process (GO): nitric oxide biosynthetic process
Molecular function (GO): nitric-oxide synthase activity; protein binding; FMN binding
Source: RefSeq, a predicted model, not a curated record
CCCUUCCACCCUUCAUUAGCGCUACCAGAUCCCUGUCCUGCCCCAUCCCCACCACCCACUCUCCCCACACCGCUUGUGGGCGCUGAAGGAGCCUGACUGCUGUUGUAGGCCAGAGAAUCGACUCCAACCCUCCUGGCCUCUUGGCGUCCGGCAGACACUAGGUGGUCAGUGUGGACAGCAACAGGCACUUGGUGAGUAGGACACUAGGUGGUCAGUGUAGACAGCAACAGGCACUUGGUGAGUAGGACACUAGGUGGUCAGUGUAGACAGCAACAGGCACUUGGUGAGUAGGACACUAGGUGGUCAGUGUAGACAGCAACAGGCACUUGGUGUGUAGGACACUAGGUGGUCAGUGUAGACAACUAACAGACACUUGGUGAGAAGGACUGAACUCAGACACUAGGUGGUCAGUGUGGACAGCAACAGGCACUUGGUGAGUAGGACACUAGGUGGUCAGUGUGGACAGCAACCAACAGACACUUGGUGUGUAGGAGGACAGCAACCAACAGACACUUGGUGUGUAGGAGGACAACGACCAACAGGCACUUGGUGUGUAGGAGGACAACAACCAACAGACACUGGCAUGCUGUGCACCAAAGAAUAACCGACACUGACCGUGUGUGGGGCAGCUGUCUGUCUGUGGUGUGUGGUGUACUGGACACACAGGGGCGACUAUCUGCGAGAAGUGUGGCCAGGGUUGUCUGGCUGAUGGCUGCACAACGCAUUUUCCGUCUUCUUCCAGUUUAGUUGGUGUCGAAGCUUGUUUCCUGCUGGACGUCCACAGCCCCGAGCCUCCUGCUCACACUUCUCUGACAUUGUGUCGCGUGCUGAGCAAGUCGCUAGCCUUUCAUUUCCCGAACAAUUAUAUUGGACUUGUGGGGUUAGGGUUGUGUGGAUGACAACCGUUUGCUCUCCCUGCAGUUAGAGUUCACUUUCUGUACACGAUAGUCACUUUGGCAAUGUGCUGGUACACGUUUUCUGGGCGGAUGGCCGGUUGUGUACAGCUUGUACCACACAGCAAGCGCCUGCAAGUUAUUUGUCUCGAGGACAUAAGUUCUUGACACCAUUGAACUACAUUCGGGACAAACUACCAACAUCCGGGACUACCUGCCUGCCUUCAUUUGAAAAAACCUUUUCACAUGUGGGUCUGGUCUACGCAUCCACUCUUGCUGAGACCUGUCCACGCUUGUUGAUUCCACUCGAACUCUGACAUUUUCUAGCUUUUGAAAAACCUGUCUUCAGUCUAAUUUAUUCCAUAGAAGGAAAAAGUUGUGGACUUGUCUAGAGCACUGGUGUGCUGCAAGAUCGCACACACUGCUUUUACUGUCACGUGAUCACGUGUUUCACUGGUGAAACAGUAGCCAAGGGGACUUUUCUAAAUACCACGAGGGAGGAAUCUUCAGACCAUCAGGCCACGUUAGCACUUCAAGGGUCAUUGAGACUUCGUUGUGACCAAGCUCUCCUCACCUUGUGUCUACACAAACGUCACCGCUACGUUACAGUCUCUCCUUACAUCGGGCCUCAAGUAGAAUCGAACUGAUAUCUGGAGAACUGAGAUCACAUGACUGCUCUUGGACUGAACACAAUCCGGUCUCGUGCAAGUGAACACCACACUUGUAACAAGAUAACUUUGUAUCCAAGUAACGCACAAAGUAGUGACGUGCAAAUGUGAACAACACACGUUACACCAAACAUUCUCCCAAACAGCUGAGUACAGUGAUCAAAGUGCCAGUGACACGUCACCCCACCAGUAAACUAAGACAGGAGCGCAUAGCCCAGUGACGUCACCGGCAAGUGACGCGACCUGACAUAGCAGGAUCGUCCCGUGACGUCACCAGCACCAUGCCAGGGUCCACGGAAACCCUGCCCAACACCAUUCGUGUCAAGCUGGUGAAACAGAAACAUGGCGGCCUGGGCUUCCUGGUCAAGCAGCGCACACAGAAGCCCUUCGUCGUCGUGGCUGACCUGGUGGCCGGUGGCAUCGCAGAGGAGAGCGGCCUUGUGCAGGUUGGAGAUAUCAUCCUCCGCAUCAACGACAUCAACCUGGCCGACAUGAGCUACGACAGCGCCAUCGAGAUCCUGAAGGCGGUGCCGACAGAUGCUCCAGUCGUGCUGCUGCUGCGGGGUCCCGAGGGCUACACCACCCACCUGCAGACCACCUUCCUGGAGAGUGGCUUGCCCCACACCGUGCGCGUCACGCGCGCCGUGCAAGACUCGCUGAUGGGGCGCCUGCGCAAGACCUUUUCCUCCAACGGCUCGUCGUCGCCGGUGAAGACUAUCAAGCGCCUGUGUAAGGGGAGCGAUGACAACGCCGACAAUAAGAACGCUGGAGCUGCCGAUGUGGACACGCUUGACGUCAUCGAGGCCACCCACACUGCGUGUCCGGAUGACGUCAGCAGCAGUCCAGGUCUUGCCCUCCAUGACACCAUGGCCGUUGUGACAAACGAUGACAAAAAAUCAGUUGAAGACACCAUCCUGGAACACGAGAUCAGGGGUUCGCCAAAGAUUGUCUUGACGACACCAAACGUUCCGGACAAACGAUCCAACGGCGAAAUGUCGGAAUUGGGAUCUGUGAGUGGACAACAGGCCAUUGGCCACAGCCGCAAGGCCAUCGAGAUCGUCCAGGACAACGACCAGAUUACCGUCGUCGUCAAGGGCGACGUGCGCAUCGAGAGCUCCAGCGACGGCCAUCAAACACCCAAGCGCUUUGUCAUCAGCAGCAACCCUCGCCCUGCGGCCCACAGUGCAGACGACAACUACAAUCACAAACCUAGUAACGGCCAUCUGCAACCGCAAGAUCAGAGUUCGCCGGAGAAUCAAACGGACGGCGAGGCCUCGGACACAGACGAGGGGAGAAUGGGGGGAGCCCGCAACAGACACAGCGGAGGGGCGCAGAGAGGUGAGCGGCGUGGGUCGGCCACCAGCCCCAAGCGGUUCGCCAAAGUCCACAACCUGCUGGACAACAAGACCUUUGUGGACGUCCUGCACCAGAAAGUCAUCGAGAACAUGACUUGCACCCCAGAGAGGUGCAUGGGGUCGUUGAUGAACACAGCCGUGAAGACAGGGCCACCCAGGAGAGGGGAGGACCUGCUGGUGCAAGCCAAGGACUUCAUUGAGCAGUACUUCGCCUCCAACAAACGUCUCCACACGCCUGCGCACCACAAGCGGUGGGCGGAAGUGCUGGCGUCAGUGGAGCGCAGCGGGUCGUACGAGCUGACGACGGCGGAGCUGAGUUUCGGCGCCAAGACUGGCUGGCGCAACGCCCCCCGCUGCAUCGGUCGCAUCCAGUGGAGCAAACUGCAGGUGUUCGAUGCCCGCCACAUCACCACUGCCCGCGGCAUGUACGAAGCCCUGUGCAACCACAUCAAGUACGGCACCAACAAAGGCAAUCUCAGAUCCGCCAUUACCAUCUUCCCUCAAAGGCAGAAGGGCAGGGGCGACUACCGUGUGUGGAACUCUCAGCUGAUUAUGUAUGCAGGGUACAGACAGCCAGACGGCACCGUCAUCGGCGAUCCGAAGUCCGUGGAAUUUACAGAGGUGGUGAUGAAGAUGGGGUGGCGGCCUAAGGGCACCAUGUUCGACGUCCUGCCCCUGGUUCUGCAAGCGGGUGGCCACGACCCCGAGUUUUUCGAGAUACCACCGGAACUGAUCCUGGAGGUUCCUAUUAAACAUCCCAAAUACCCGUGGUUUGCGGAGCUGGGGUUGAGGUGGUACGCCCUGCCUGCCGUGUCCGCCAUGCUGUUUGACUGUGGUGGCCUGGAGUUCACUGCCUGCCCCUUCAAUGGCUGGUACAUGGGAACUGAGAUAGGUGCCCGGGACUUUUGUGACACCAACAGAUUCAACAUUCUGGAGAAUGUGGCGCUCAAGAUGGGGCUGGACAUCCGCAAAACCUCUUCGCUGUGGAAGGACCGAGCUUUGGUGGAGAUCAACAUCGCGGUGCUGCACAGCUAUCAGACAGCUGGAGUGACCAUUACUGACCACCACGCCGCGGCUGAGUCGUUCAUGAAGCACCUGGACAACGAGCAGCGCCUGCGGGGCGGGUGUCCAGCUGACUGGGUGUGGGUGGUGCCACCUAUGAGUGGCUCACUGACGCCAGUCUUUCACCAAGAAAUGCUGUGCUACAAACUAAAGCCUUCCUACGAAUAUCAGGAAGACCCCUGGAAAACACACGUGUGGAAGAAAGAUCGGGACAAGCCCAAGUCUUCUGACAGACCCAAGCGCAAGUUUGGUUUCCGGGAACUAGCCAGGGCCGUCAAGUUCUCCGCCAAGUUGAUGGGACGCGCGCUGGCUCGGCGGGUGAAGUGCACCAUCCUGUACGCCACAGAGACGGGCAAGUCCGAGCGCUUCGCCACCACACUGUGCGAGAUCUUCAAGCACGCCUUUGACGCUAAGGUGGUCUGUAUGGAGGCCUAUGACGUCACGUCUCUGGAGCACGAGUCACUUGUUCUCAUCGUGACCAGUACGUUUGGCAACGGAGACCCACCAGAAAACGGCGAGGCUCUGGCCAAAAGCUUGUUUGAAAUGAAACACCCGGAAAAAUCGGGCAGUACCAGCUUCUCCUCAUCGUCCUAUAUCCGCAUGAGUGUCUCGAGUCCCCGCAACAGUCGCACUGACGAGCGUGAGACCAGUGACGAUGACAAACUGACGAUGGAGACAGGUCCUCUGAGCAAUGUCAGGUACUCUGUGUUCGCCCUGGGAUCACGUGCCUAUCCCCACUUCGCAGCCUUUGGCCACUACAUGGACAAAAUUCUCAGUGAACUGGGUGCAGAGGUCAUCCACCCGCUGAUCGAAGGCGACGAGCUGUGCGGGCAGGAGGAGAGUUUCCGCAAGUGGGCGGAGCAAGUCUUCCAGGCUGCGUGCGAAACCUUUUGUCUGGGUGAUGAUGUCAACCUGUCAGAAGCCACAGGAGCGCUGUCCAAUGCCGACCACUGCUGGACAGCCUCCACAUUUCGCAUCACACCGCUGGACAACGCCACAGACGCCGACAUCAGCAAGGCUCUCUCAAAACUUCACGGGAAGACUGUGCUACCCUGCCGCCUGACCGAGAGAAUUCAGCUGCAGUCACCGCAGUCAGGGAGACAAACUAUUCUUGUGAAACUGAAUACCCAGGAUUCCUCAGAACUCCAAUACCUACCUGGCGACCAUCUAGGAAUAUUCCCUUCUAAUCCUCCCGAACUCGUGGAAGCCAUCUUGGCUCGCCUGCACGGUGCCCCGGCCCCUGAGCAAGUCGUCAAAACAGAAUUUCUACAAGAAGUAUCCUCAGCUCUGGGAUCCUCCAAAAACUGGACACCAUUUGAGAAAAUGCCCGUAUGCUCCAUGCGAACAGCACUGACACACUUCCUGGAUGUCACCACGCCACCCACUCAAACCUUUCUACAGCUGCUGGCCACCCUGGCCACACGGGACAUGGACAAGGACCGCCUGGAGCAGCUGGCAAAGGACUCAAAGGCGUAUGAAGAGUGGCGGUAUGAGCUUAACCCCAAUCUCCUGGAAGUGCUGGACCAGUUUCCCUCUCUCAAAGUUCCACCUUCGCUGGUGAUGACGCAGCUUCCGCUUCUGCAGCAACGGUUCUACAGCAUCAGUUCUUCGCCUCAGGAAUGUGUGGGAGAAAUUCAUGCAACCAUCGCUGUUGUUCGAUACAGAACACAAGGUGGCGCCGGACCUAUACACGAAGGUGUGUGUUCCGGCUGGCUGAACACGUGUGCCAUGGGGGAAACCGUUCCGUGCACCGUGCGAGCAGCACCAGCCUUCCGCCUACCCGAGGACCAGACGCUGCCCAUCAUUAUGGUGGGGCCUGGUACCGGCAUAGCGCCCUUCCGAAGUUUCUGGCAACAGAGGAAGAUUGACAUGGACAUGAAACCCUUGCCAUCUCAUGGAGAACGCCGAGGUUGGGGUGAGAUGUACAUUUAUUUCGGAUGCCGACAAGCCUCCAUGGACGACAUUUACCGAGACGAAAUUAACCUGAUGAAAUCCUUGAAUGUCUUGACUGAAGACUACUUAGCUUUGUCUCGUGAAGAAGGAAAACCAAAGGUGUACGUGCAAGACAUCCUGUACAGCAAUGCAGCAGCCACGUUUGAGACAGUGGUCAAGCGAGGAGGCCAUUUCUAUGUUUGCGGUGAUGUCUCCAUGGCCAACGAUGUGACAAAGACACUGGAACACAUCCUGUGUCAGCUGGGAAACAUGGAGCCGGACAAGGCCAAGAACUUUGUCCUCAAGCUGAAGAAUGCCAACAGGUUCCAUGAGGAUAUCUUCGGGGUCAGCAUUCAGCGUGGCACUGAAGUUGGGGACAAACCCAGUGAGCACACGCGCAGCGCGUGGAAGUUCAUUGACGUCACAGGCAAGCCGGCCACCCGUGAAGUAGUCCAGGCAAUGCCUGCACCAGCUGGGUCCCUCGCCUAAUCUACUGAAUUCUUCAGAAGCUGAUGAGAAGAAAAUGACUGUCGGAAAGCCACGCGCACCAGUGAAAAACGUUUUCAACCAACACAAGGAUCCAUAAGUACUCAUCUUUUCUAACAUUAUUUCAGGGCACAUCCUCCCGUGUUCUUCCUUCCUUUUGUAUGUUUAAGGGAUCUUCAUGUACUCUUCCUUCCUAACAUGUGGACUGCUGCAACACGUUUGUCUAAUAAUAUUUGUGCAUGAGUGAAUUGCUACUGGUCUUGUCAGGGUUAGGAUCACCAUAAGGUGACAUGCAGCUAUCUAUGGGUGAGGAGUAGAUACUGGCACUUUUUCAGUUUAACGGCUAUUCUGAACAACGCUGAACGUGUUUUGCAGAAUUUAGUAAAAUUGUCAUGGUAACAGAUUUGUAAAGAGUAAAGGUUGAAGCGAUGGAUCACACUACACAUUUUUAAAUACAAAAGUCUGAGAAUCAUCUGAUCUACACAACACAAGGUUGAGAACUGUCCAAAUUAUAUUUACAGAGGACACAAGGUUGAGAACUGUCCAUGUUACACAUUUUGAAACAAAAGAAUUACAAGAAUGUGCAUUAGAGGUGUUUUCAAGUUUAUAUGGCAUAUAGAAUGAUUUGUCUAUUAUGCAUCUUAUUAUAUUGAUAUUAUUAUUGAAACUACAGAAUUAUUUAUUAUAACUACCAUAACAUGCUUAUUAGUAGAAGGAAACGCUAUUUGAUUCAGAUGUCACAUGGACAAAAGUCUGUGUAUGACAGAUACUGUGUGCUGUCAACCACAGGUGCUCUAACAGAAGUAGCCUCCCAGCCUGCAAGAAAUCAUGGGUUCGUUAUUGGACCAAUCCGAGUCCAGAUGUGGGUCCCUCGCGGGAAACUAAGUCUGAACCCAGCGGGAUUUGAAAGUGGUAUCGUCAAGGAACCCAGGCGGCUGUACCCGUUUACAACCGUCAUUUCCCGUGAAAGCCCCGUUUGUAGGCCGCAUUGAAACCUUCAAAGCCCCGCACGCACCCGUCCCUCAGUCUCACACCCCUUUACCACCGCUAGUACACAGGCUAGCUAGCGGAAGUACCAUGUGCGAGGGCAAAGGUUAGCUACAGUUAAGACCGGCCGGUUACAUCAAUAUUCCACAAAAAGUACUACAAUGGUUAUUUACAGUAGAACCUCGGAUUACAAACAUAAUUCGUGCUCGUAAUUCAAAUCACUCGUAUAUCGAAGCAAAUUUUCACGUGAGAAAUGUUUAAAAUGCAGACGAUUCGUUUCAGAACCCCAAAAUAUUUAUUCAUGCCAUACUAUGCCUCACAAUACUAUGGAUGCCACUUCUAUCAAACCAUUCCGUUUGUCUUAAAACUUUCUUUGUUUUCUGUACAUGGCAGAUUGCUGACGAGGUCGGUGCACAGGGCCGUUGCCCUCUCCCAGAUUACAUUCUCGGUGACAGAAUCACCUGCUAUAGUUGCUUCUCGUUUAUCCGCACAAGAAGCAACUUUUUCUUCAUCUUGCAGAACUCGUGGCCGUUGCUUUGAUACUCUGGUGACUCCUUUUCCAGCAUCUACCCACCUUAUCUCUCCUUCAAUGUGCUGCAGAUCGUUGACGUUACACUUUCGCGAACUCUGACCCUCAUACCUCGUUCGUGCUUUUCUAUUAUUUCAUUCUUAAUUUCCAUCAGAAUACGUCCUCCUAACCCUAAUCCUCCUCUCAGCCUUUUUCUGGGCGAGGCCCAUUGUUUCCGUGCAGACGCACGUGGUUGCAAUUGGCUCUAACGAUCAUGUGAUGGUGACUGUGAGAGCGAGGCAUGCCAAGUGAAGUCCAUCGUGAGAGAAUUACCCACAAUCCAUCAGCGAGAGAGGGGUGGGGAGGAGAGAGCUCACGUGAUGCUCGUAUUGCUCAAUUAUGCUCGUUUACCGAGUUUACACAUUUUUUUUAAUGUUAGUCUUGCAAAGCACUCACAGACGAGGUCACUGGUAAUCCGAGGUUCCACUGUAAGAUCCUAAAUUAUUUAUGUAUGACUAUCCACUGUUAAAAGAGUUGUUUUAUAACAUCUUUCACACGAGUUUUAAUCAGAAUCACUUGAGAGAUCGGCGGUGUUUGUCUCGACAUGCAGUACGAACUAAUCCUUUCAGUCUGUGAAAGGGUCAAAGUGACCAGAGUUGGUCUAACCCGGUGAACCACUUACAUGCGGGCAAAGGAAGUGUGCGACAAGAUCAUGUUUCAAAUGGCCAGCGAAUCCGAGCAUGGCAACAUGAUUGCGGAAUAAAAGUCCGACAUACGGGUCCUCAUCAUCCCUCAGGUCAUGACCCGUCUCAAGUUCCGUCACUCCGCGUGUUCGCCUCUCUGUCCUUUGCUGGACCCUGCAUUUCUCCGCCUCUCUUGCAGGCUGGCUGGUCUGUCAUUUUGUGAUAACAUGUUUGAAGAAGACAGCGGGCUAGGAUAAGAUCCACCUCAGAUUGCCUCACAUCAGACGCGCAUUCAUUUGGAACACAAACCACGUGACUCAGUCCCAGAGGAGAAGUGAGAUGAGUCUUCAACAAGAUCUUUGUGGUUUUGAAGACAAGAAAUGACUCAAAUAGUACCUACCACACAUAAAGUUGCUCACAUUAUUAUACUGAGCUGACAAAUGAUGUCUUGUAAAAUUAUUGUACCAAUGUUUUGUUUCAUUUUUCGCUCUGCUUUACUUGUGUCUUGCUACUGACCUUUGCCAUGAACGACUUGUCUACAACUGUCCUAGUCUGCUUGUUCCUGGAGUAAAUCUUUCUGUACAUCAAAUACAUUUACCAGCAUGUGUGUACAUGUGACUGUACUCAUCUACAGCUGCAAAACAGAACUUUUAAUUUGCGUUGUUAAUAAUAAUGUGAACUUAAAACGACCAAAGGUAGAUGGCGCUCUCUGCGCAGACCAAUAAUGAUAGAUGAAAGAUAACAGGUAGUCGACAGUGAGGUACUACAGACACACUGAACAACAUAAAGAUGAGGUACAAGAUAACAGUAGACAGUGAGGUAGUAUAGACACACUGAACAACAUAAAGAUGAGGUACAAUAGACACACUAACAACAUAAAGAUGAGGUACAA